AUGUGCGGUGGCUGGGCUUGCGCCUCCUACGACCUGGCCUGCAAUAAUCCUCCCUUGUCCACCCUGCGUUUCACCGGUCGGGACUUCAUACCCACGCCCUGCGGUCCUUGCGAUAAGUGUUAUGUUCUAGAUACUAGCCGCAAGAAGAACACCAACAACUGCUAUGUCCCGCACAUCCUGUCCCCACUGGAGGCACAGCUUUGCUCACUGGACAGUAGUCAGAAAAAAAAGGAAGAGGGGUAAUCAUUAGGAGGACAUGCGGGGUUAUACUAAUGAAAUUAUAAGUGUGAAUCUUCUUGUACCUCCUAUUCCCAAAGGAAGCUAAUAAAAUUCGAGGGACCUUAGAAA
Messenger RNA from Drosophila yakuba, 348 nucleotides. RefSeq lists its product as uncharacterized. NCBI's taxonomy places the organism in Eukaryota, Metazoa, Arthropoda, Insecta, Diptera, Drosophilidae. Bases 1 to 243 code for a protein of 80 amino acids. The record is from RefSeq and is a predicted model, not a curated record. The transcript has a single exon.